Molecule: messenger RNA, 2042 nt
Organism: Hydra vulgaris (swiftwater hydra)
Lineage: Eukaryota; Metazoa; Cnidaria; Hydrozoa; Anthoathecata; Hydridae
Product: cilia- and flagella-associated protein 206
Biological process (GO): regulation of cilium beat frequency
Cellular component (GO): ciliary basal body; axoneme
Source: RefSeq, a predicted model, not a curated record
UUUACAACAAUGGCCUCUUGGUUUACCGUUGUGAAGUUCUUUUAAAAAAGACAUUGCAUGUAAAUAUAUUUACUUUAAAAUGUCCAGAAUUCAAGCAGAAAACGUUAUCAAAAAUGCCAUAUAUGAAAUAGUGAAACAAUGUGCUGCAAAAGAAAAAGUUGUGUCCGAAAAUUUAGUUGCAUUUGUGGUAAAAGCCAUAGUUUUAGAUGAUCGUAAUGGUUUCCAAGUUAAUCAAACGUCUGAAUAUACUUUUGCUGAAGAACUCAUUAAAAUAUGCGUUAAUCGGCUAUUGGAAAAGAAUUCUCCAUCACUUGAUACUUACCAAAUGCAAGUUUAUUUUGAUCUAAACUACACAAAACAGGAAGAAUAUUUUGUGGAAAAUAAAAUAGCUCUUGAUCAGCGCACACAAACCUUAGUUCGAGAAAUUACUGACAAUAAAGCAAGAACAAAAGAUGAGUUGGAAUUUCUUUAUGUACGUAUUGUUUCAUAUCUUAUACUUCGAUCUGGACUUGGAUCACCCACUGAUAUAAAUGUUGUCCGUGAAUCUACUGCUGCUCUUCGAAGUGUUUUUCCUCAAACUGAGUUAGGUUCAUUUUUGCAACUAUCGAAGCUAGAUAAAGAGAGGCAUUUGGUUGAACUAACUUCUAUUGUUACUGGGAUUAGGCUAUUUAAUAAAUCAGUUAACAAAGGAGGAGAGGCAAUUGAAGACAUUCCAGAUUUAUUACAGGAUGCCAUUUCAACUGCUCUAAAAAAUAUAUCAAAUGAAAUUACAAAGGUCACAAAAAAUGUCUUUCUUUACACAGAUGUGCUUGAAAGUGCUGCAAUAACCAGAAAAUAUCCAGCAACUUUGGAUUGGUUGAAAUUAAAGGAAGCCCAUUUUAAUACACGGCAGCAUGAACAUUUUUUGAAUAUCUUACAGCAUGAUGUUCAUGUUUGUCAAGGAAUUGUUCAAGUUAAAUUACAGAAAUAUGAUCAGAUGAUUGAAUCACUGAAAGAUACUGUUGCCUCAAAAACUGCUGUGCCAACUUCCCAGGUCUAUCCUUUGUUCAUAGAACUGGCACAAGUAUGGCAAGAACUUCAAAAUACAAUAUCCUUUAUCAGAUUACUUUCAAAUAUAGUUUUAAAUCUGAAACAAUUUGCUAAUACUCAUUUAGAAAUGUUUCCAGAUGAUGUUUUAAAGACAUACAUUUCCAGCAAUCCAAUUACUGAUGAAGAUAGAAUGAAAAUGUCUAGCUAUGAGAGCAAUAAAAUUAUUGCUUCAAAAAUUUGUAACGAAGAAAUAACAGUUAUCCACCCGGAAUCGACAAUGAAUUUUGGCGACCUGUCUAUAAACUUUAAGGGUUUUUGUCCUUGGAUGCUCCAUACUUAUGGCAUUCUAAUUCUUUCUAACCCAACAAAUGGAAUUUUAUGCUAUAAAAACAUGUACUAUGCCUUCUCAAAACCAGAGGCUGCUUAUUCUUUUUCAAUAAAGCCUGAUGAGUUUAUCGAGGGAAUACUAUGUCUUGCUAAAAAGUCUCCUGAACUAAUACUUCUUUUGGACCUCUACAAAUUUGAUAUCUUAACGUUUAGCCAAGCUCCAGAUAGUAGUUUAACAGACAAACCAAUCAUUAAAUGUGAUGUUGAUACUCAAACUGAAGUUCAUCCUAUCAAGUCAAACUUAGUUAAAUCAUAUGAAUGGAACGAAUGGGAAUUGCGAAGAAAAGCUAUAAAACUGGCAAAUUUACGUCAAAAAUUAACUCAUUCAGUGCAAACAGAUUUAAGUCAUUUCAGAAGAGAUAAUAUUUCGCAAGUUUAUCUGCCUAAAGACACUGAUACUCAGACGUCACAUGAAAGUAGCACAAAUGUGCCAAAACAUGCUGCAUUUUUGAGUGGUCUAAGGGGUUGUCAGUCGAAAAGAACUAACAUGGUGAAAGUUGAUCUUACAGUUGACAUUGAGCAGACAUAGUUGUAUCUCUUUUUAAUAAUGUAGUACAGAGGUUGUUAACCUAUAUUUGUUCAUACCGCUUAAAGAAUGUUUAAAGAUAUUUUUAAACCUUCAAGAA